Molecule: messenger RNA, 10353 nt
Organism: Portunus trituberculatus (swimming crab)
Lineage: Eukaryota; Metazoa; Arthropoda; Malacostraca; Decapoda; Portunidae
Exons: 7
Coding region: 1159-1944 (261 amino acids)
Source: RefSeq, a predicted model, not a curated record
CAUCCCGCCCCGCAAAGUGAAGGAAAGAUUGUGUUGAUGGAUGGCAGUACAGGCUGCCGCUCAGGCCUACCUGGGACUCUAGUGGUGGUGGUGGUGGGGGUGGUAGUGGCAGCGGCGGUAACACCGUGAUCCGCUCAAGACAGUGACUUAAGAAAAAAAAAAAAAGAGUGAUCGCCUUAACUUUCUCUCCUUUCUCUCCUUUCCCUCCUUCCUUCCCUCCUUCCUUCCUUCCCUCCUUCCCUCCUUCCCUCCUUCCCGCGGCACUUCCCAAAACAACGCCAGGCCUUGAGGAAUAAAGAAAAAGAAGAGGAAAAAAAGAAGACGAGAGGGAAAAUAAAGAAGAAAGGAAACAGUUUUGACUCUGACGGAGGAAACUCGCCGAGGGACACACAAGUUGCAGGACCUGACCCCCUCCUUGACUGCCUGACGGUGCGUGAAGGGAGCAGCGGAUCAUGUAGCUACGGGGGCCAACCAGGAGGGCAGGAGGCGAGGACACAAGCCGCUGUACUACUGAAGAAGCCGCAGGAUGGCCUUUGAAAACCUGAGUCAACACUAGGGCCCUAUUGAGAAAGUCUUUGCUCUCUCACCACCGCUUUUUUCCAAGGCCACCGAGAUGACUAGCGAGGUUUUCAAGAGUGUUUCUCCAGUUGAUAAUGCAGAAAUAUUGUCAUUCUCUCUAUAGAACCAUAAAAACAUCCUUAAAAACCCUUGUAUUGUUUUAAAAAAGGGCCUGUAUUAAAAAGCGCUUUGUUCUCUUGCCAUGACUACUUUCCAAGGCCACAGGAUGACUAGCGAGGUUUUCAAGAGUGUUUCUCUAGUCAUUAAUGCAGAAAUAUUAUCAUUCUGCCUGUAGAAAAGUAAAAAACACAUUAAAAACUCGUUUCAAUUGAAGUAAAGCCCUUUGAAACAGUGUAGGUGAAGUACAGAAGUGUUUGAGGAUACGACCCUUACCAUCUCGAGACAGUGUGAAGUGUCUGCGUGGGUGUCCAUCGCACUUACCAACAGUUUUAAGCCUCCCUGUCAUCCUUAUGCCCCUGGAGCGGUGAGGGGAAGGUGCAGCGUCCCGGGAUGGCGUGAGGGACAGGCCCACAGCAGCAGCAACACGCCCCUGUGCCGCGGAAGGAGUAAGGCGCGGAGAACCAUGGUUGGGCCUUCGCCAUGGGAUGUGGACGGAGCAGCCUUGCCAGUGAUAGUCCAAAGAAGAAGAAGAAGAGCGAAGGCGACUCGGAGUGUGACAGCGACGGAGACUCCACCAGCAGUGGCGGCGGCGGCGGCGGAGGGGGCUCUAGCAGGAAGCAGCAGCAGCUGAGCAACAAGUUGGUGGCCCUGGGUGGCGGGGGUCCCUUGCUGGCCCAGGCGAAAAUCUCAGAAAGCCAACAAGACUUCUUUAUGAUGCUCGAUGAGAAGAUAGAAAACGGUCCCGAUUACGACUCGGAGACAGAGGAGGCGGAGAGACGGCGGCGGCUGCAGGAGUGUGCCCAGCAGUGGGGAGGGACUCUAAGCAGUAGCCAGGCCGCCAGUCCCAGCAAUGACAUCCCUGUUAGACUCCCUGACGAGGACACUGGUGGCUCAGGGGACAUAACUGAGGAUGACGAGGAGGAGGAAGAGCCUGGCCGCAUCCCAGAUGAGGCGGUGAAGGAGCAGUACAUGUUUAUGGGCAACCUGUACACGCUCACCCACAUCCGUACUGACUCGGACAAGACGGAGCCGAAGGUGGAUGUGGUGACAGUACCCCAGGAGGAAGCAGGAGAGGACACAGGCGGCGGGGAGGCGGAGCUGGGGCACAAACUCAAUGGCUCAGCUGUGCAGGAAGGGAACGGGGUUUCUGAAGGUGAAGAAGUGACGGACGGAAAACCACAGACUAAAACUUCCCCGAGAUCAACCUCCAGACCGGCUUCCCUUAUACUUAAGUCAGUUUUCCCCUCAGAUACUUUACAAGAAUGACCUUCCCCUAUUAGGUAACGGGUCAGCCUGAAUGUUUCCUGCAGUAGAGGCUCUGUGCGUGUGUCUGGCUGGUGUGUGUACCCACCCACCCACUACCCUCCGCCAGUGAAUCCCCAGUUUGUUUACCGCUGUUUGUGGAAAGAAAGGUGUUCUGGGUAUUUUUAGAUAGUUCCAAGGCACACCAUGUUACUAGAACACUAUGGAGGGAUGUAUCUAGGUAAUGUAUAUGUGCCCCAGCCAGCAGAACUGUGAAAAAUGUGCUGUAGGAUUGCUUUUGAUCUUGGUGGCAGAGACGACAGAGCCUUUGGAACAGCAAUGUGUUCGUGGAGUUACUGAUGAAGACUUUUGGGACUUUCUGGGUGCGUGUGGCGGCUUUCCAGUGCCCACAUCGUGUAUCCGGCCUGAUCCACCCCAUAAGAACCGAUGAGUGACGUUUCGAAGCCAAAACCUCGACCAAGGAUGCCAAAAUGCACCGAGGAAUGAGUUGCUGGUAAGACGCCAACACUGACAGAAUCAUGUCUCACUGACAGGCUGAGCUCAUUUUUCUGGGUUGUAUUCAUUUUCCCUCAUCAUCGUCGCCAUUUAUUUUGAUUUCACUUAGCCUACCUUUACGUAACUGCCAUGUACAAUCUCUCUCAUCCUAUGAAGAAUACUGGUAAAGAACACUGAUUUACGGCUGAAAAAUAAUGUUACUAACGUAGAUUUUCGGAAAGCCGCGUCAAAUGGCAGUCGAGCGGAGCGAGAUUUGUCAUUAUUGUGUCAUGAUUUCCUCCUGUCUUCCCUCGCCUCCAGUCAUUGCCUCUUACACAUUAUGACAAGAUGACACCUGGCACAUGAGAAACUUACAAAAACUUACAUUAUGCUACUAAAACAACAGUAAAUAAACAAAACUUCUAAGGUCCCACAUACAUACUCGUAAACUCUUUGUGUGAGUAGUGUCUUUCUUAUUUCUAUACUCAAAACACCUUAUUAAGACCACCAUCACCACAACCCUCACCAUUAACACCCAACAUCACGACCUCAAUGCUGUUAAGACCACCACAACCCUCACCACUGACACCCACUACCACCACCGCCUGAGUGCUGUGCUGUGGUGUGCUGCAGGCGCAGGGCGCUGGCUGGCACUCCCGUGGUUUCAUAUGCUCGCUAUUGUGUUCAGAGGAGUAUUUUUGUCACAUAGUAUUUGUAAUGUGAUUGGUAUUGUGUUGAGUUACUUUUCAGUGUGUGGUGACUGAUGGUAAAUGAGGAAAGAGAGGCUGCAUCUAAAGUCACAAUGUAGAAAAUAAUAAGGGAAUGUUGUAGUGGAUCUGUAGUGGUAUGAGAGAGAGAGAGAGAGAGAGAGAGAGAGUGAGUUCAAUAAUAAAGUGGUGCAAAAUACAUAUACCUACUCAAAUGUAAUCAUAUAAUUUGUGUGGAUAGACAAUGAGACAGACAGGUAGAGAACAAAUUAUGAACAUACAAACAGACGGGCAGACAAGCACAGAAAAAGUUUGCAAUACUUCUCAAGAUCUUAAUGAGCUAACCAACAAUUUAAUAGGUAUUGAGUUAUAUAUUUCCAGCAGAGAUGUUCUUAGAUAACUGGAUUAAUAAGCUUCUCUUCCUUACCUUUUUAAGGCCAUGUAAGUGCUACUGUGAGUCCUGUGUUUUGUGAUGUGGAAUAAGGAGUGUGAUGCCCUAAACUGUAUGUAAUGACUUGGAAGGAUGCAUUACAGAACAGGCAAUGGACAGGCGUGCUUACCAUCCAUACCACCAAUGCUCAACCUGUUUAUUUCACCGUCACUUGAUAAAUCAUUGCCCGAGUGCCUCCUGGGAAGAUGUGCAGUUAAGAUUGUGUGAUGGUGUCUUUGGCGUGAGCAGGUGUAAUGUGUUUUCAAAGGUACCAUCUACUCACUUGGUUCAUUCAUUAUUGUAUAUCACCUGAGAACACCUUGUCUUUUUUUUUUAUGUAAGAGGGGAAAUCUGGCUAAAAACAACAAAAAUAAUUAAACAAAAAGGCCCACUUAGAUGCCAGUUCUUGAGUAAGUCAGAGUUAGCCUAAAGAAUGGGAUAAAUGUCUUGAAACCUCCCUGUUUAAUAAGUUCAGAGCUUAUAGGUAGAUGGGAAUACAGAAGCAGGUAGUUAUGAGAUGGGGCACUGAAAGAACGGAGUAAAAAUGAGUUAAACUUGAAUUUGACAUUGACUGUACCAAUUAUUACAUACUGUCUUGGAACACCUUGAAGCAUUCCUUGGGUGUAGCAGUGGGAGGAGAGUGUGGUAGUGAGUAAUGCUUGUGAUCUGGAGCUGCAGGUUGUCCUUAGUGUUAUCUACUGCAUAAAACAUUCUUAAAAGACACUGAAUAACAGUCUACAUGCCCAGUAUUGUGUAUCACAUGAGAAUACCUUGCUGGGGCUGUCUUCAAGGUGAAUCACUUUAAGGUUGGAGUGUUAGUGAGUGAUGAGUGUUGUUGUAAGAGCUGUGAAGUCAUAAGAGGCUUUUCUUUAGCUGUGGGAGUGUGUUAUGAAGGCUUUAGGAGUUAUGGGAACCUUGUAAUGCCACUCUUGUUUUCAGUCUUGUUUCUUCAGGUUGGUUGGUCUGAUUAGGUUGUGGUUUUGUUCAUAUGUGGUGAGAAUGGUCAGGCAAGGUUCACUAUUACAGGUAUUUGUGUUAUGUGAUGAUGAUAUACUGUGUUUUGGUGAUAGUAAUGUGUUUGAUGAGAAGUAUGUAAUGUUAUGCCUGAUUCCUUUUUUUUUUUAUAAAUUUUUUUUGUUCAUGAAUAGCAUAUUUGUGCACCAUGCAGUAAGUGAAACCAUUUUUGUCAAGUAACUAGACUAUAACAGCAAAUAUUUCAUAGUGAGAUAAGGUGAAGUUUUUUCCUGUUUAUACACAAGUAUUUAUAUACUAUACCUAAUAUAGGAUUGUAUUUUAGUGUUGACGAAAAUACUGUUCAGCUAUUUUUAUCAAAUACUGAAUCAUAUGAUAAAGAUACUCAAUGGUGUCAAAAUAGAAGCAUUAUGUCAUUGCGGCUGGCGUGGCAGGUGAUAGCAGUGUGUAGAGGGCAAACCAGUCACACUGUCACUGUUCUGAGUGGAGAGGAAUAUGGGAAUGUGACAGAGCAGUGCUAGGAGACAACUCUCACUCUAACACACUUAGCCAAAGGUUCUUAGUGUGCCUUGCAGAAAGUAUAUUAAUAGUACCAAAACGAUACAUACAUACUACUACCAUACCUGAAGAUUGAUCAGUGAACAAGCUCAGAUGCACGUUUGUAGUUUUAAUUAUUAGUGUGCUUGGUGACGUGAACCACUGCGUAUGUUUGAGUCCUGAUUCUUUGUAGCACGGACACAUGUAUACACUAAUGUUAGUCAGUCUUUGUAAUGCCAACUUACAUUACUAGGAAUCAAAAAACUCUUAAGUAAAAGCUGCUCAUAUUACUCGAUAGAGAACUUGUAUGUAAUGAUGGUAUUGAUGCAGUAGUGAUGAUGGGGAUGCAAAAACAGUGCUGGUGGUGUGAGAGUUGCCACAGCAUGGGGAACUGUGCCAAAAUGCUGGGACCAAAAGAUGAAGGAUUGAAUACAGGCUGUGUGCUAUGCCAACUCAGGGCAGACAUACAUUGUAGCUACAUAACUCAGGAGUCAAGCCACGACCAGUGCAGGCUUUUCUUACGUAAUGACUAUUGUGUGCAGGAGACUGAGCUGAGGUGAGGGUAGGGAGUCUUUUCAGCUGAAUGACUUCAUGGAGUACUUGUGGCCAAUACUCAGAUAAUGCACUGCUCUCACUUCAACUGUGUACACCUGAGGCAUUUUGAUCUUUCAGUCUUAUUUUCUCUGAUCUGUUGGAAGUCUAUGAACUCAUGUUUUGUGAUGAGAUUGCCAGCAAAUCACUGGACUUAAGAUAGCACCACUCCUUAUUGAAGCUGCCUGUGUGGCUUUCAGAUUCUAUUUUGGCAUAGAUUGAGGUGAAAUAAAGUCAUGUCACAGAGAACUAGAUUACUUACUAGGAGUCACUGGAGCAUAUAGGAAGGUGAGGGAUGGAGUGGGUGUGAUGAGAUUGAAUCAGUCCUGAGUGGUCCUAUCAGUGAUGCGUCAAUGCCACACUUUGUCACUGAGGCUCAAAGUCUGUUCCUGUGAAAAGAAAGAAAAGAAAUGUAUUAUUUGGUUUGAAUGUUGAGGACACAGUACACAGAACACAGAUGAUACAUGUGAAGUGUAGGUGAUUAUUUGUGUGGUUGUAGCUUGGGUGGAAUCUGUCACUCAGCAGCCAUGUGGUGAGCCUUUGUUUUGCGAUUCAGUGCACGCUGAGUGAGCUGCUCUAUCAGGUCAUAGCCACAAACAUGUUAUACAAAAAAACGUUGAAAAUGUUGUAUUAAGAAGAAAGAAACAUAGAUAGAUUUUUCCCAUUUUGCCAUUUCAGAAACAGUUCUGAGAAAUGAAUUAGGUAUGUAAUGUCUUUUUUGACAGAAGCUUAAUGCCACUCAAUAUUGACUACUUUUGGUGCUAACAACUUGUACUUUGGGAUGCAGAGAUUUAAUUUAACUUGCAUGCCGAAACAAGUAGUGAGGGAAUAGCUUGAUUUGUUGUGCCACUUGUACAGCAACAGCAGUGACCAGUCAGGCUGCACCUGACACAGACAGGUACCGGAGAGAGACCGGCGGUGAUCAGUCAUUCACACCAUUACCACUGAGGACAUUCCUUGUGGCCAGUGGCAAAAAUGUUAAAAGUAUCAUUAAUCUUACUGAUCACAGUUAUGCAAUUCAUGUAAAAAUGUACAUAUGGCAUUCAUAUACAUAUAUAUAUAUAUAUAUAUAUAUAUAUAUAUAUAUAUAUAUAUAUAUAUAUAUAUAUAUAUAUAUAUUUAUUUGCUACUAGUCAAAUGGUAUGUAGAGCUACCUGUGGUCCUGGUGAAGGUCUGUGGGAGAGCUGCUUCUUCUGCUGCAUGCCAGGCAGGGCUAUUAAGCUCUGACCCUCACCGCCACCGACCAUCUGUUGGCUCCUCACUACACAACACAACACAACACACACAACACUGCUGCAACACUCAGCAGGCUGCUGCUUUGUGCUGUCUGUGGCAGACUAACCACCCAUCAUGUUAUUUGUGUGUUAUGUUUGGAAUAUGGCAAUAAAUACAUGUUCUUAUGUUUAGGAUGAUAGAUUACGAAGACUGACGCUGAUGACACUGAUGUUAGAAAAUCUUUGUAUUAUGUGUAAAACAGACUUACUCACCUGCCAAUGCCAAAAAAUGUUAGUGAGGCAGUAAAACACUGUAGUUGUGUAGAUCAGAGCCAAUAUUUAUGAAUUAGAAUUUCAUUAUAUAUAUAUAUAUAUAUAUAUAUAUAUAUAUAUAUAUAUAUAUAUAUAUAUAUAUAUAUAUAUAUAUAUAUAUAUGAUUAUUUCAGUAUAAUUAAGUUUGUAAUAUUUGAAAGUGUGAAUGGGUGGCCAGAGGGAGAGGUGGUGUGCUGAGUGACAUGCAGUGCCAAUGGUUGGUUUGUUUCCUCUUAAUGAUAAGUGUACUAGUAAUCUGAUCCUGAUUAAUGUUUUAUCCACAAUGUGAAGAAGAGUGUUAAAACUGUCUCUACAAUGCAAUUUAGCAAUUAAUGGAGUGUGAGUAUUCCGUGCAAGUGGCAACCUUCCCACACUUAGCACUGACCCUUGGCUUGUGGGGUGGGGAGGCAGGGAGCUCAGAGAGAGAGAGAGAGCUUCAAAAUGUACAUGUCCACAUCACUGACCAGCACCUCACCCUGACUCCCGGUGACAGACUGCUGAAGGUGACGCUCGGAAAACACAGCCUGGGUAGCGGUGCCAAGUGUGCCGUGGUGCAUGGUAAGCAGCAGCCGUAGGAACUGUUGAACUGAGAGGCUGACUGGGGAUGGUGUCAGUGAUUGUUGUGUUUAGUGGACCUUGGAUGCUUGGUGUCUGUCUGUCAUGGGGAGGCUUGUUGUGUUUGUGUGCUUGAGAGGACAACUUAGUUAAUGAUGGCUGUUUUGAGCUGUAUUUCCCAUCACUGUUGUUGAAAUGCACUUUUGAUAAUAUGUAAAGUUUUAGAGAUGUAAAGGUUAGCAAUAUAUAUAUAUAUAUAUAAAGAAUAGUCUAUCAGAAAUAGAUAUUUAUACGUGAAAGACUGCUGCAGGUCUUCAUAUCUGAAUCAUUCAAUACUUAGGCUGUAAAUACAUGGUCUCGUUGUGUUAGUGGAUGGUCAGACCUCCCUUGUCAUCUUCCCACAUCCUUGACACUCACGCGUCCCUGUGAGGCCAAUGAUGCGGCCACUGGAGCCAUCACUGCUGCACCGUCAUACUCUCCACAGCUCACCCUUGGGCCAUGAUGCAAGGGGUCGGCUCUGAGUGUAAGUGUGUGUGGCUGUGGUGUUGAUGGUGACAGUGUUGCUUGCAUGACGGCAGGCACAGGGUGAACAUGAAGUGUAUGGAUGUGAGUACAGGAGGAGGGAGGCCUGACAUCAGUCUUCUAGUGGGGCCUUAACCUUAACUGAGUCUGUCUUCAUCAUCCAGGGGCUAAAGAGGAGAAAACACAAGGGCUAAACCUGUGAUAUUUUGUUGUAAAGCAAGAUUUUGUCGUUUUGCUUUGGUUCAAUGCUGUUGCUGGAAGUUUUCACAAGUUCUCAUAUGUUGAUGAUGAGACAUAAACUGUGAGGACUGUCAGAGUGUGUGGUGACUGGUGGAGGGUUGGUCCUGUGACACACACACACACACACACACACACACCUUUGGUCUUUUGUCAUUGUUUUAGUUUUGAGGCCAGCCUCAGUGUCAGUGAUUUGUCUCAGCGCCUCACACUGUUCAAGGCCUAAAUUUCAUUGGCACACCCUCUCAACUAUCCACACCACACGGCUCUGUAGCAUUCUGUCUUGUCUGCACCAUUCACCUUCCAGGAUGCUGAGGCCCCUUUGGUUCAAGGUUUCCUCAUUUGGUGCAGGUGUGGCAGGUACGGAGGCCUGAGUUUGCUGUGGGUGGUGGCGAGGGGAGCUGUUCAUGAGCCAAACAUAGUGGAAGGCUUCUGGAGAACAAGGACUAAAUAAUGUUGGCUUGUACUGUAUUGUGCAUUGUGGUGAAGGAACACAUUGAAGCAGGAGGCCACAGACGUCUGCUCAAGGGAAAGGUUGAGGCGCGUUUUUACUUGGAGCUGAAGGUCUCAUUUGAUUAGCAGGUUGUUAGCUUUGUUAGUUAUCCAGUUAUGAAUUAGAUACACGUACUACACAGUCUAUUUUACUGGAAUUGAAAUGUUACUCGGCUUGUCCCAAAACCUCUUGAUAUAUGCCUUCAUUUGAGAGGCGUGUAUUACAGUAUAUAUUUUAUGAAACAUUGUUACCACUUACUGUGACAGAAUCUCCCAAGAAAUGUACAAUAAAGAAGAGCUAGAUUAUAAGUUUUUCCAAGAGAUGAGCUUUAUGUUAUGCUUAAUGAGAAAUUUAGUGAUAGAAAUGGCCUGGAUGAGACAAGAAGCUGCAUUCUAGAUCAGUGACUUUGAGGCAGAGCUGCAGAACAUGUGAGGGAGUGGAAGUGUAGAGGGAGUGUGGAGGUGACUGACUGCCUGUGGGUAAUGUGAGCUGUGAUGGAGGUGGUGAUGGUGGUGGUGGUGACAGUGUUGGAGUGAAUGUUGCAGGUUUAUUCAGCACAUUUUAAAACUACCUGAUGUUAUUUAUGGUUGUGGAAGUGAGGAUAUUGUUUAUUUUAGAGAGUAGUUUAUAAAUUGACUUGAGAAAGCUAUAUAUACAGUGUUCAGAUUAAUCCAUUUCUCUUAUUUUUGAGGAUAAGAAUAUGAAGUGCAAUAAUUAUGGAGUUGUUAUAUUUUUGCAGUCUUCAUUUAACAAAGACAUUUUAUUUCCUUGUAUCAAAAGUUAGAAUCAUUGAAGCAAACUUUAGGAGAGGAUGAAUAAAGAGGGAGUGGAAAGAGAAGAUAAGAGGAAGAGAAAAGAUAGAUGAGGAAGAGAACAAGGAGCAGGAGGGAAAGAUGAGAGGAAUAGAAAAAUGAAACAAGAGGAGAAAAAAAUGACAAGGGAAAGGGAAAAAAGAUUAAGUAGAAAAGAGGAUAAAAAUAGGAAAAUAAAAGAUGAGUAAGAGAAGAGAUAGAGAGGAAGAAAACAAAGAGCAGGAGGGAAAGAUGAGAGUAGAAAAAUUAAACAAGAGGAGAGAAGAUGACAAGAAGGGAAAGGAAAAAAAUAAGUAGAAAAGAGGAGAAAAAAAAAAUAUGAAGAGCAAGCAAUAGGAGAGGAGUAGAGGAGAUGGCUGCCCCUGUGUUGCCUCUAGUGUUGGGGUGACUCCCUUUAGCGUGUCACACCAGACACUCCAGACCUUCCUUCCCUUCACCCUCAUCAGCUCUGUCCUUGUUUGGGGCUUUGUGUUAUGUAAAGUUUCCUAAAAACAGGUGAAUCAGCUGCAAAUUGCUGUUAUUGUCUUAUGUAAUAUAAAUUUUCAUAACCGUAUAA